UUGGGUCAGCUGACUGUCCCGGAUGCUGGGGUGUACAACUUGGACUUGAUGCCUCGGUGACAGAGAGUGUAGGGAAUGUAAACACCAGGCAGGAAUUCCCUCGGAAAUUCAGGUUCGUCCGGAAAACUUGCUGUUAGCUUAGAAGGCGUGUCCAAAAAUAGGCAAAGGGCCCCGGCGUUAACAUUGGCUGUCGGCGGAGGAAAGCCGGCGCUCCCGAACAUCUGGCGACAAUGCCGAAGGAUGCCCCUGCCGCCAAACCUGUUCGACGCCAUCCCCGGUCGAUGUGUCAUGGAGAGAGGGGGAAUCAGGAGCAAGUUACUGUUCGAAGUUUCUCCCAGGAGUUUCCCUACAGGGGGACUGAGGUAGCAUUAUGCAGACGGUAGCCGCGUUCUCGCUGUGAGUGAACGGCGAAGAUGCAGUAUUUUUUGCAUAAAUAUUUUUGGCCCGUUUCCACGGUCAUUUUAAGUGCGUCUAAAGAUGUCCGAUUGUGUCGAUAUUGAAGAGAAACCGCCUGCCCCCCCGUUGAGAAUGAACAGCAACAACAGAGAUUUUUCCACGGCGAAUCACGGCUCCAAACCGCUCCCGAUGGCUCCCGAAGAGAAAAACAAGCGGGUCCGAUUGCGAUCCAUCUUUCCUGGGGGAGAUAAAACCAAUAAGAAGAAAGAAAGGGAACGUCCUGAGAUAUCUCUGCCCUCUGAUUUUGAGCACACGAUACAUGUCGGCUUCGACGCAGUGACCGGGGAGUUCACCGGGAUCCCCGAACAAUGGGCGCGGCUCCUCCAGACCUCCAACAUCACCAAGCUGGAGCAGAAGAAGAAUCCGCAGGCCGUGCUGGACGUGCUCAAGUUCUACGACUCUAAAGAGACAGUCAACAACCAGAAGUACAUGAGCUUCACGUCCGGAGACAAAUCAGCACAUGGUUACCUGGCGACCAACACACUGAACCGACUCCUGUCCUCUGGGCCUCCAGUCAGCCUUAGAACCUGCAACGCUUUAUCUGACAAGGGUACCAAGACAGCAUCAGAGCCCCCAUUAGCACCACCUGUGUCGGAGGAGGAGGACGAAGAGGAAGAGGAGGAUGAGGAAGAGGACGACAAUGAACUUCCGCCGGUCAUUGCUCCUCGGCCGGAGCACACCAAAUCGAUCUACACGCGAUCCGUCAUAGAGCCGGCGGCGCCCGCGGCCCCCGUGAAGGAGGUCACCACCCCCCCGGAGACACAGGGUCCCGAGAACACCUCCACCAGCCUGUACCGGCAUACCGACCGGCAGAGGAAGAAGUCCAAGAUGACAGACGAGGAGAUUCUGGAGCGGCUGAGAAGCAUCGUCAGCGUGGGCGACCCAAAAAAGAAGUACACGCGUUUCGAGAAAAUAGGACAAGGGGCGUCUGGGACUGUGUAUACAGCCAUCGAUAUUGCCACGGGUCAGGAGGUGGCCAUCAAGCAGAUGAACCUGCAGCAGCAGCCGAAGAAGGAGCUGAUCAUCAACGAGAUCCUGGUGAUGAGGGAAAACAAGAACGCCAACAUCGUCAACUACCUGGACAGCUACCUGGUUGGGGAUGAGCUAUGGGUGGUGAUGGAGUACCUUGCCGGAGGUUCCCUCACAGAUGUGGUGACUGAAACCUGCAUGGACGAAGGCCAGAUCGCCGCUGUCUGUCGAGAGUGCCUUCAGGCUCUGGACUUCCUGCACUCCAACCAGGUCAUCCACCGAGACAUCAAGAGCGACAACAUCCUGCUGGGAAUGGAUGGCUCCGUGAAACUCACCGACUUCGGCUUCUGUGCCCAGAUCACCCCCGAACAGAAUAAGCGCAGCACUAUGGUGGGCACGCCCUACUGGAUGGCCCCCGAGGUCGUGACCCGGAAGGCGUACGGCCCCAAGGUGGACAUCUGGUCUCUCGGCAUCAUGGCCAUUGAGAUGGUGGAGGGUGAACCACCGUAUCUGAAUGAAAAUCCGCUCAGGGCCCUGUACCUAAUCGCAACCAACGGGACACCUGAGCUCCAGAACCCGGAGAGGCUGUCCUCUGUGUUCCGCGACUUCCUCAACCGGUGCCUGGAGAUGGACGUAGACCGGAGAGGCUCCGCUAAGGACCUCUUGCAGCACUCAUUCCUGAAACUGGCCAAACCACUUUCCAGCCUGACGCCCCUGAUCGUAGCUGCAAAGGAUGCCAUUAAGAAUGGCAGCCGUUGAGCCAUGCCUCCCCCCCUUCAACGCAAGACCAUCGAGGAACUCGUACAGGGCAGCAAAAGGACCAAAAUACCCCCAAAUGGAAAACGGACCUCUGCACUUUGGGGAAUCGAAAAGAGCUCAGGCCUUCAUGACACUCAUUUGAGUCCUUGAACUCUUGCAUCUGUCAGACGUGUUCGUGUGCAGCGGGGGAGCGUGGCAUUCGGGGGGGGAAAAAUCCUUCAGCUCGUCCUCUGGAUUCAGAGAAGGGUUCAAGAAGAAAACAAAACUCUAAAACACCUUUGGUGUACAGAAGAGCCUUUUGUUUAGAUAAAGUCUACAGUUUUCUUGUCUCCUCCAUCACCCUUCUAACGAAAUGGACUAUUGGACGUCUUUGCUCACGAGAGACCAACCUUAGAACUACGGAGCCCCCAACAGAGCUACAUGAUCAUGGUCCAUACUGUACCUUCUGUCUGAAUGUGAAGAAGUGUGUGUGAGUGGGUGCCAACGUAUGUGGAUGAGAGAUAGCUUACCUUUUGUGGAAAAGUUUGGGGAAAUCAUUCAUUUUUAUGUUAUUGAAGGAUAUUACUGAUCUGGGAUCAUCAA
Messenger RNA from Brienomyrus brachyistius, 2766 nucleotides. Its product is annotated as serine/threonine-protein kinase PAK 3. Gene Ontology annotation, cellular component: cytoplasm. NCBI's taxonomy places the organism in Eukaryota, Metazoa, Chordata, Actinopteri, Osteoglossiformes, Mormyridae. Gene Ontology annotation, biological process: protein phosphorylation; regulation of MAPK cascade; intracellular signal transduction. Gene Ontology annotation, molecular function: ATP binding; protein serine/threonine kinase activity. Bases 478 to 2184 code for a protein of 568 amino acids. The record is from RefSeq and is a predicted model, not a curated record. The transcript is spliced from 17 exons.